This is a messenger RNA of Clonostachys solani, 1560 nucleotides long. The record is from the annotation of a GenBank genome assembly. NCBI's taxonomy places the organism in Eukaryota, Fungi, Ascomycota, Sordariomycetes, Hypocreales, Bionectriaceae.
AUGGAUCAAAGAAAAGAAGCUUCUGACGCUGGUCUGUAUGGCAUGUUUAGCACUAAAAGCGGCGGACCAUCAAAGACACGUGUAUGGCUUCUUCCAGAGAUGAGAGAUCGACUUGCUCAUCCUCCGGAUGCCGAGCCACUGCGGAAGCAUUGGGCCCUCGCCAUGGUUGGAGCCUCAUCGACCGCGAGGUCUCUGGGAAAAUUUUGCGAAGCUGAAGAAAUGGCAGAAAGAGCCAAAGAGACACUCGAAGUGUUGUUAGGAGAUGCCAGCUACGAGACAACAAUGGCAACAGAACAAGUAGCAGAAGCAUACUUCGCUCAGGGACGCUACGACCAAGCUGCUAUUCUUCAAACUGAUGUCAUUCAGAAACGAGAGCACCAACUUGGAGAAGAUCAUUUAGAGACUUUGAGAAUAAAAGCUGAAUUAGCCCGGACAAUUUGGCGCCAAGGUCUCUAUAGCGAAGCGAGAGAGCUUGAGUCUCGAUUGUUGCAAACCUGCAAAUCAAAACAUGGUGACAAUCAUCCUCUCACCAUUAAGAUCACAGGCAACCUGGCAGAUACAGACUCCUACGAAGGCCAGUGGCAAAGUGCAGAGAACCUUCAGCUGGAGGUUUUGCACUGGUGCAGACAUCACCUAGGCCAAAAUCACCCAAAGACGCUGCAGGCCAUGUCCAGUCUGUCAAAAACAUACGGCAGGAAAGGUCAAUUGAAAGCAGCCGAAGAGCUUCAAUCUAAGGUGCUUAGCCUUAGAAAGACAAUUCUUGGCUCAAAGCACCUUGAUACAUUAGCUACCAUGGAUGAUCUGGCAUCGACAUACAUAUCUCAAUGCCGCUGGAAGGAAGCAGAACUACUACUCAUCCAGGUACUGAAGAUAAGGAAGAGAGAGUUGGGUAAGAGUCCAACAAUACCAGCCAGUGAAAGUGCUCUGGCCAUAGCAUAUACGAAUCAGGGACGAUUCAAGGAGGCCGAGGACUUGGAAUUUGAAGCUCUCAAGGCAACAAAGAUGAUAUUUGGAGAAAAUCAUCGCAACACCUUAGGCGGAGGCCUUCUUGAAAAGGCUCGAGAGAUUGGGAAGAAGGCUUUUGGCAAGUUUCAUCCGCGUACGCUGACCAUCCUAUUUCACCAUGCUUGGGCUGUGUGGAGCCAAAAUCGAGAUGAGGAGGGCGAAGCAUUGAUGCUGCAAGCAAUGGAAAUGCAGACCAAGAGUCUUGGGGAGGAUCACCCCGUGACCUUGAACACUAUGGAACUAAUAGUGGACAAGUACGGAGACCAAAACCGCCUGGGGGAAGCAGAAUCAAUUCUGUUGAAAGUUAUAGAGUCAAAAAAGAACGCCCUGGGAGCGGAAAAUCCAAGCACAUUAAAUGUGAUGGCCAAGUUAGCUAGGUUAUACUGGAGACAAGAGCGAUCGGAAGAAGCAGAGACACUGGAAAUACAGGUUAUGAGAGAGAGUCAACUGGCACUGGGGCCCCAGCACCCAAUGACAUUGACACUCAUGAGUAACCUAUACCAUGUAAUACAUGGAAGAAACUGGGGCGAGAGUUUGAAGCACUCUCCCUCUUGA